Molecule: messenger RNA, 1046 nt
Organism: Paramormyrops kingsleyae
Lineage: Eukaryota; Metazoa; Chordata; Actinopteri; Osteoglossiformes; Mormyridae
Gene: ptrhd1
Product: peptidyl-tRNA hydrolase domain containing 1
Molecular function (GO): peptidyl-tRNA hydrolase activity
Source: RefSeq, a predicted model, not a curated record
GUAAUUACGUCAGCCUGUGGGCAUUUCCCUUUCAAGCCGGUGAGCAUGGCGGUUCCUGCAAGUGGAGCUUCAAGACGUUUGGUGCAGUAUGUAGUAGUCCGGUCGGAUCUGUUGCGCACUAUGGCAUGGCCUUUAGGGGCCGUCAUCACACAGUGCUGCCACGCAGCAACAGCGGCAAUUCACCUGAACUAUGACGAUCCAGAUACGCAGGAGUACUUGGCAGAGCUGGACACCAUGCACAAAGUCGUGCUGGAGGCUCCGGACGAGGCGUCUCUCACUAAUUUGUCGGAGACGCUGCGGGAGAAGGGGGUGGCUCACAAACUGUGGAUCGAGCAGCCCGAAAACAUACCUACCUGCCUGGCAUUAAAGCCCUAUCCCAAAGACGCGGUGCACACAUAUCUACGCAAAUUAAAACUCUUCAAAUGAAGUGGAAAGGACGGAAGGGCAGCUGUCAUUCACAUAUCCAGAAGGUAUCCUUAUGAAAGGGCAACGCAGCGUUAGUGCUCCGCUCUGGCCUCGCUGAUCUGAAACAUUUCUGGAUUUUUUAUAGAGGAAAAAGUGAAAUCAUGCACCUUUCUGAUGUCCUUCUUCCCAAGAAGCAACAGAUAUUGCGAUGCAGCGAUCUUUGCACAUUUAGUUCUGUGAUCCUUUAUAAUUUUUGGAGAAAGUGCAUCACUUCCGUAUUCUCACGGGGGGGGGGGGGGGUGAGAGAUUUUCGGAAAUGUAAGAUAAUAAACAGCCUCAAAUGUGUUUCUUGCAUGUAUUUUUCCAUGCAUGCUAAACAUAGAGGCAGUUUAAUAAGUGUUGGUUAUAAAAAUAUUUUUGUACUAUAUCUCAAAGUCCGCAGGUGGAGGUACAGUUUACUGUCUCAGGUUACAGGAAGCAUGAACUGGAUGUAGCAUUGAGGAAGAGAGGGGAUUUUAUGUUCGCAUAGGCCCGACUUGUAAAAUCUCCUGUACACUGUUCAGAUUUACUUAAUUUGUAAUUCAGUUCACAUGGAGCAAAUAGCUUUAUUUUUCAUAAAUAUAAAAAUCCCUUCAAAAUUG